CGUUCGUGCCGUCUGGUCGCGCGGAUAACCGGAGGUGGUACACAGUCGAUAGUCACAAGAUUGCAGUUUGCCACAGUUCAAAGCUAUCCUUUUUGGGGGUGUUGUGCAGCUAGAUUUCUCCCAUGCGCUCUCCGCCCCCUCAACCCUGUCAGUCUGAGGGAUACUAUCGUGGAGGGUGAAAGCAGCGGAGCGUACGGAGGAUCAGUGUAGAUCCUUGUUGGUGUAUCUUUCGAGAGCUUACGUUAUUAGCUGAUGGAGACGAACGGUCAUCGGUGGCGAAAGGUCGAUCCGGGGUGCGUGAAACUUCUUCCGUAGGGGAGAGCGGAUUCGUACGCACAAAACAUAACAAGUAGCGCAGGUUCGUGUCGUUUGGGUUAAAUGAAGUGAAGGCAAGCAAAGCGGAUCGAGGCUUGCUUGAAAACAAGCGCUGAAAAUAAGCGUGAAAUGGAUUUACUUACCGCGCUCUCCACCCCUUCUAGUGCCUGUGCCUGUCAGCCUGCUUAGUGGUAAUUCGAUAGGGCAUUGUUAAAGUGUGUUUUUUAUUUCUAUUUAAAGUUUCGGGCUGACUUGGGUGGAAGAAAGGGAGGCAACAAGUGUGGAGGAGGUUCUGGUUCAAAGAGAGCGAAAAAUAAAAACCGCCCGCAGUGGUUGUGCAACGUCUCGCAGUAGAGUGCAUCGAGAAAAAAAAGUAGAAAAAAAUACGUGAAGUAUUUAAACCGGAGCUGAUAAAACAACCGUAGAAAAAAAAUUGUGCGAUUUUCCACGGAUUCGAAACCUCAUCCGAGCAAGCGAAAAAACUUAGUCACUCGGUCACGCGGAAAACGGAAGAAAAAGUGCGGGUUUCCGGGUUAGUGAAGUGCCGUCGUCGUCGUCGUCGUCGACGUUACAAAUCGAAACACAGAAGCCUUGAGUCUGCCUGCACCCAACCCGAAAUCGGAUCUACGUGCUGCUGUAAAUGGAGCACUCUAGAGAGCACCGAUCCGGAUCAUCUAUGGCAGAUUGUUUAGUUCGAGUUGAACAAGGCCACGUCGCAAAGUAGGACGAUACAAAAAAAUUAAAAUCUGCUCCGCCGUCGUCAUAAUUAUUGCUCCUACUGCCAACACUUGUGGGUGAAGUGAAGUGUGUGUAACAUGUGAGAGUCGUUGCGUUCCGCUUGGUGGACGAAAUUUGAGAAAAAGUAGAAGAAAAAAACCGGAAGAAAAGUGUUGAGUGAGAGUCUAUUCGUCGCCCCCAAAGCCAACGGCAGUAACACAUAAGCCGAACCAUAUGAUAGAGGAAAUUGAUUGAAAACAGGCGGAAGCGGAAUUACAUUUUCUACCGUCAUCAUCGGAAAGCGCCCGACAGAGCGAUAAAAAUCUCUUUCAACCCCUUUGUAGCGAGGAAAUUUUUGACAAUCACAUACUGAUUCGUUGACUAGUUGCAGAGUGCAGAGCAGUAGGCGGAUAGUGAAAAAAAAUCGAAAAGUGAAGAAAAGCAAACGUGGUUCUGUGAAUUUAAGCGUGUGUUUGACGGUGUGGGCGCGUGUGUGUUUUUUACUGUCAGGGGCCGUUUGAAUGGCUGCCGCAGAACGACGCUCGUAUCAAUCGUGGAGUCGGUGGGAGAGCAGCCCGGUUUGUGCCGUCGUGAAGUGCCGAAUCCUGGUCGUUGUAAGCUGUGCGGCAGCAGCAGAGCUGCCAGCUGCCACCGUGCUGCCAGUACUGGGGGCCACUAGCACCGGACCGCAAAAUGGCUAGGUCUGCCGUCUGCGGGUGUCGUUCGGUGUUCGGAUUUGUUAUCAGAGCAAAAGCUAUUGCUACAGUAAGUGCAACCAGUGCCAGUAUUGCCGCUGCCGCCGCUUCCAGAACGAGAAUCAGAAGAAGAAAACGAACAAUAGCUGCCGGAAAGACAGCGAACUCGAAACAGUCGUCGUCGGGUAGAAGGAGAUCAGCAGCCGCCGUCAGGAAGCUGGGACUGCGGUUGCCGCCGGCGGUCACAUCCGCCUCCUCGUCAUUGUUGUUCAAUUGCUGUUUGAUUGAAGAUGCCUGCCAGCCGUGUUUAUUAGCUGGACCUAGUCGAUCAACUUCCUCCUUCUCCUCCACGCCGGUACCUCAACUCGGUUUCGAUCAAUCAGGAUCAGUGCCGUGCCGGAGGGUCGUCAUUGUUAACGUACGUUAGUGUGAAAGCAAAAAAAUAAAAACAAAACAAACAAAAGUAGCGAAAGUAGCCAAACCAAAAAAAAAAAAACAGCCAGCAGCCAGCGAACGUCCCAGGAUGAACGCUUCGGAGUGCGACAGUAUGAUCGCCUCGGUCGAGUGGACCGAGCCGAAGAAGAUCCUGCUGCUGGCGAUACUGAUCUUCAUCGAUAUUCUGGUCAUCGUUGGCAACACGCUCGUCGUGGCCGCUGUCACCAGUUCGCAUAAGCUUAGGAGUGUUACCAAUUUUUUCAUCGUUAGUCUAGCCGUUGCCGAUUUGCUAGUCGGAUUAGCUGUAUUGCCGUUUUCGGCCACCUGGGAGGUGUUCAAGGUGUGGAUCUUCGGUGACGUGUGGUGCCGCGUGUGGCUCGCCGUCGACGUCUGGAUGUGCACGGCGUCGAUCCUGAACCUGUGCGCGAUCAGCCUCGACCGCUACGUGGCCGUCACCCGUCCCGUCACCUACCCGAGCAUCAUGUCCACCAGGCGGGCCAAGUCGCUCAUCGCCGGGCUGUGGGUGUUGUCCUUUGUGAUCUGCUUCCCGCCGCUGGUCGGGUGGAAGGAGCAGAAAGUGAAAGAGAACCUAUAUUAUCAGUAUGGAAAUCAAACGCUGGUGUCAGUGACACCGCCGUCAUCGUCCUCCUCAUCGUUAUCGUCUUCGUCAUCCUCGCCCUCAUCACUGUUACUACCAUCAGCAUCAUCAUCGUCAUUUCCAUCAUCAUCACCGUCAUCAUCAGCCACCGCGGCGAGUGCCGUGGAAGUCCUGCUCGGGUCGAUGACAAUGAUGGAAGGUGCGGCGGAAGGACCGUCCGCCCCGAAUCCACCCUGCCCGUGGACAUGCGAAUUGACGAACGACGCCGGAUACGUCGUCUACUCCGCCCUGGGGUCCUUCUACAUCCCGAUGUUCGUCAUGCUGUUCUUCUACUGGCGCAUUUAUCGGGCCGCCGAACGAACCACCCGGGCCAUCAAUCAGGGCUUCAGGACCACCAAAGGAAUCGGCAAUCGGUUCGACGAUAAUCGACUGACGCUGCGGAUCCAUCGUGGCCGGGGUUCGACAACCAGCACCCAUGGUUCCGUAAAUCAUCCACCGCAGCAGCAUCAGCAGUCGCAGCACCUGCAGCACCUCAACAAUCCGCUGCUGCAUGAUUCACCGCACAGCAAUGGCAGUACGCACAGUACGACCACGAGUCUGGGCAGUGCCUCUCCGGAACGACUGUCCCGGUACAUGACUAGAUGUAAAAAUCACGACAAAAUCAAGAUCUCAGUGUCCUACCCGUCGACGGAGAACCUCAACCAGAGGUCCACAGGUGAGGGCAGCAAACUGCUUUACGCGGUUCAUUAUUCUUCGAACGGGGGCAAAGAGCACACAGCAUCGCAGAUCUUCCGACGAUCUUCGAAGGAGCAAAACCAGGGCCAGUAUCUAACGGUCGAAGGACGGGAGCGAAAUCUGUUGUCGCCACGCUCUAGCAAACGGAUGGGUAAGCGAAACAUCAAAGCCCAGGUAAAGCGCUUCCGGAUGGAAACCAAAGCGGCCAAAACGUUGGCCAUCAUCGUGGGGCUGUUCAUCCUCUGCUGGCUGCCCUUCUUCACGAUGUACCUGAUAAGACCGUUCUGCGACGACUGCAUCAACGAACUUCUGUUCUCGAUCGUGUUCUGGAUCGGGUACUGCAACUCGGCCAUCAAUCCGAUGAUCUACGCCCUGUUCUCCAAAGACUUCCGGUUUGCGUUCAAACGUUUGAUCUGUCGAUUCUUCUGCUCGGCAGAGGCGAUUCCACGGCCGACGAGUCGGCGUGGUUCCGAAAUGUCUCAGUUCCGUGGCUAUGGCGGACGAACGCCAAGUAUUUCCCCGUCCGCAGCUGCCCAAUCAAUCGGGGACGACAGCGAUCAGAUGGGUGAUCUAUCCGACAGCAGAUGACGCUCGUUUGCCCCGAGCAUCAGCUCCAACUCUAGUCCCGGGGGUGGUCGACGCAACAGUGCCGGUCUGUCUGCCGGUGGAACUGGUCGGGGACCGGUCUAUGACAUCUGCCAUCCACUGGUGAUGGAAGGUCCAGGUUUCGGGGCGUACGGAAGCACUAGCUGUGGUGGCUCUGGUGGCAGCGGAACUCUCGGCACUGGCAGUGGUAGUGGCAGCAGCAGCCAGCAGCAGCAGAAAUGCGACGAUCCGCUCGGGCUGGUACCGAGUGGAGGCUCGGAAGGUACCGAAACGAACGUUGCCCGGGCGAACAUUUGAUCGUUCUGGAGUCGGCGGUUCAUGCACUUUUGUGAUAGCUCUUAAUGGACGCCACGGCAGAGUCGGAGCGGGAGGGUAAGUGUGAUCCCACUUUGUUCACCAAUGAAAAUCAAACUAUAGCAAAAAUAAUCGCCAAAAAUAAGAAACAUACCGUGAGCCACUGUGAAGACAAGAACACAAAUCGAUACGGGUAAUAAUUUUAUAAACCAGAAACAGAAGAAAGAAACAGUAGCAACAAAUCUAACCACAAAGAUAUGAAGCCUCCUUCCGAAAGGUUGCCAGGAAAUAGAUUUCCCUGAGAGGGAAAACACGUAAACUUUAUCUAGAUCAAAUUAAAAUUAAGAGGUGAUGAAAGUACUACAAAAGACAUAAUCCACUCAAGUGUGUGUGCGGACUUUUACAGCAUUCCAGAUCAAAUGUUUGUUCUACAUCUUUACCUACUUCCUGUCACGUUUUGCACAGAGAGAGAGAGAGAGAGAGAGAUCGACAAAAGUUUUUAUUUAUCCCCGCCCUUAUUUUUGCUGAUUAGACAGGAUUUAUUGUCAGUCGGACCUCGGCUGUCAAUCUCAGCCGCCGGUGGUGGUGGAUUAAAACCGUAAUCAUUUGGAUCGAGACCGGUACGAGAAGCGACAUUCUUUUCUACUUUGUGGACAGCAAACAAACAAAAAAUGUAAAAGGAAAAUGUUACAAGAAUACGUCAAUCAAUGUUCUGUUGGUUUCAAAAUGAGUUGGCAACUGUCGGAGUUCGAACGGUCGGAGUGCUCAAGCUGAGUUCGAGCUCUGUUGUGUUUGCCAAACGCCUGCUCGUAGGCUUCGAUGCUGUGGAUUGUAGCAUGUAUUUUUGUUUUCAAGAGUGGAAGUGGAAUUUUCUUUUUAAGUGUUAUGUGUUUAAUCAUCGAAGUUCAAGAAAAUAUCCGUUACUACUACGAAAGAACAGUUUGAUAAUUAUAUUGCUAUCUAAAAUUUGUGGAAACAAUUUCAGUGUAGGUUCUAGAAGCCGCAUAAAACGACACUCAAGUGUUCAAGAAACUAUUCCAGAUGCCAGAAAGUUGGGUUCCUCAAAUGAUAACAACUAUCAGAAGUUUCAAUCUAAAGAGAUUAGUUUAGAGUUACAUCAACUUUAUUUCGGGAUUUAAAUUCGAUUGUGAUUUGAUUUUGACAUAAAAUUUGGAAUGGAUUUACAACAAUUUAUAAUAACUCGAAUUGCUUUUAGAGAAUUGCCGUUGAUUUUACAUCAUAUUCAAGAGGAAUUUACAGAAACAUUGAAAAAGCUUUAUAUUUAUUUUGUACCUAUUUAAUUUAUCUCUGAUUUAAAACAGAAGAGCUAGGAAAAGGAAAGUUUUUGCCACGUGUCUGGUGGUGAAAGAGCGGUAUUUGUCACAGAUCCUGGAAUUUUUGAGCUCGCGGCACAGCACCAAUGACCGAUGAGUUUUGGUUUAAAUUUAGCUUAUACUUAAAUUGAUAGCAGAUCCAAGGUUUUCAAGGGAUAGAGAUCUAAGAAGAAUCUUAAAUUAACUUGAAAUUAAUAACGAUUGUACAGAGGUGAUUUUGUAAAAAAUACCGAACGGAAAUGUCGGGGCAGGAGGCAAGCCAAAUUAGUUCCUUCAGGACUAUUUUUACCCGCAGCUGAAGAACAAGGAUUGGUGGACUAUAUUCUGGACAUGGAGGUAUUACCACCCGUGAAAUCAGAAGUUGGCGGAGGGAAACGAAAAUGCUCACGUCUUCAAAAAAAAAAAAAAAAGGCUACGAGGCUUUUGUGAGCGACAUCCGGAAUUAUUUUUGCGUGCUCCAGAUGCAUCCUCUGUGGCUCGGUUGCAAGGCUUCAACAAGGUAGCGGUGAACAAUUUUUUUCGACGUUUUGACCAAGACGUUAGCGGAAGGCAACUUUACACCAAGCAAAACGUUCAACGUCAAUGAAUCAUCCGGCCUAACAAUGAUUUGAGCAAUAAUGCAUCUGCAUGGAUCUGAAAAUUUCAUUUCGCCGAUUCCCCUGAGCUCGACUGACCUUUUAACUCAUUUGGCUGGAUUACGGUAACCGAAUUAAACGCCUGGUUUGGUCAUUUCCCUCACCACACACGCCCAACAGCUGAUUCUCCAGUGCUUCUACUGCUUCAUGGACACAGUUCACAUACCAAGAUCCCUGCCUUUAUUGAACGCACUCUACCUGUGACUUUAUCUCUCCAUUGCAGCCAUAAGCUUCAGCCUCUUGACAUAGGUUUUAUGGGACCACCUAGAACUGCUUUUUGAAGCGGGUGGUAAUGCGUCUUGCGAAUUCAAAUCGAUGGAUUGUGAGCCGAGCCCUUCUCAGAGCAGCAAGGCGUUUCUUUCAGAGGUGCUGGAAAUAAAUAUAACAUUACUGUAACAUCUGUAUCAUUACUAGCAAGCUAAUUGGGUUGUUUAGCUAUAUCAGUUUUUUAUAUCAUCUGAAAGAUCUGCAUUUUCUGGGUAAAACGUGAUUUAAAACAAAAAUUCUAUCGUUGUCCUUCGCUUUUUAAAUCAAGAUUUAAAACUGCUCGAAAUCUGCUCGAAAUCGCUACAAUGACAGUUCGCCCAUAUACCAACUGUCAUUGUAGCGAUUUGGAGCAAAUUUUAAUUCUUCAUUUAAAAAUCGAAAGAUAAUGAUAUAAAGUUUAAAAAAAACACUUUUUGCUCAGAAAAUUACACUCUUCCAGAUGAUAUAUAAAAAUCGGGAAUCCGUGAAUAGGUUCUGGCAUCUGCAACAUCUUGAUACUAUUGGACAACGAUCAGAGCAUCGAAAGAAAGCCCGGUUCCGGACGGCCAACGACCCUGAGUGACAAGAAGCUUCAAAGGAUGCUGAAGAGGAAGACCGAGGGAAAAGUGGCUAAAUCGCUGCGUGCACUUGGCCGAGAGGCAGUCCCGUUCACUGGUCUCGGAGCUGCAGGCAAUGACGCAGCGACAGCGGUUGAAUAAGAUGGUCAAGUCGAUUUUCCCGGCGAAUCGCGACGCGACAGUGUUAUUGGACGACUAGACCUAUCUCACCCUGGAUGGCAACGACUAGUAGGGCUCUUCGUAUUUUACCUCCCCCACGAAGGAAGUGAGCACCGAGGUAAAGUUUAUUUCACAGACCAAGUUCCCCAAGAAGGUGCGGCUGUGGCUGACAAUCAGUGAGAAAGGGAUAUCAAAGUUGCUCAUCUUUCGCUCCGGGCUGGCCGUGAACGGGGAAAUUUAUAGUUCGUGUACGAAGUGCCUGACAGAAGUUGCGUCGUUCAUCAAGAAAUACCAUAAGCGCGGAGACACGGUGUUCUGACCAGAUUUGACGUCGGACAACUACUCGAAGCGAUCGUUGGAGAAGAUGGAGCGGCUGAAUAUCGAUGUGGUACCGAAGUCGGCGAAUCCGCCCAAUGUUCCCCACCUGCUUCCCAUCGAGAAUUUCUGGACAAAGUAUAUAUAUAGAAUUAAGGCGAUGUACAGAAGCCAAAAGUCGAGGAUGUUGUCAUUUCGAUAAAACCAAUCAUUUCAAACGAUUUGUUAUUCGACUUUGAUCAUAUCAUAUGACCGAUUCGUCGUGCAUUUUCAGAUUUUAAACACAUUGCAACGAAUCAAUGAAUUUGGAACGUUCAAAUAGUACUAUACAACAUUUAAAAAUGUUGAGGCCACAUAUAUCGAUCAAAGCAGGUGUAGUUUUAAAUAUUUUAAUUUCUUUUCUUUCCAUAACUUUUGAGCAACAUUAAAUUGUAAUGAAGCUUGUUAUCUGUAAGUUCGAGAGAUGACUCGUUCGUAUGACACUAGUAAUGCUCAAAUGAGUCAUGUAAUCUUUGAGAUAAUAGACUUUCGUUGUUUUAUUAACAAUUUAAUACAUAACGGUUGCUUAAGUUCGAUUAUAAUCAAAUGAAAAUAGGGCAGCCUAACUUUGAAACCACGUGUUCAACCAUAAUUCAUCAGUUUCCCUUAAAAUAGCCCGCUUAUCUGAUAAUAAUAUUGAUCAAAUCCGUUGUGUAGUUUCUGAGAUAAUGAAGUUUCGUGAUUUUCACAUUCCGGCACAUUACGUUCAUUUAAAUCAUGUUGAGGCCAUAUAUAUUGAUCGAAGCAGGUAAAGUGUUGAAUAGUCUUUGAAUUUCUUUUCUUUCUAAAACUUUUAAACAGCAUAUCAAAUUGUUAUGAAGUUUGUUAUUUGUAAGUUUGAGAGAUGACUCAUUUGUAUGACACUAGUUAUGUUCAAAUAAGUCGUGUAAUACUUGAGAUAAUAGACUUUCGUUGUUUUACAAAUUAAAACAUAACGCUUGCUUAAGUUUGGUUACAAUCAAAUGAAAAGGUAACGUAUGGGGCAGCCAAACUUUGAAACCACGUGUUCAAUCAUAAAGCAUCAGUUAACCCUUAACUAGCCCGUUCAUCUGAUAUCAAUAUUGUUCAAAUCGGUUGUGUAGUUUCUAAGAUAAUGAAGUUUCGUGAUUUUCACAUUUCGAUACAUUACAGACGAAGUUACAGUCCGAUUACUGCAAAAUUCAAUAGGGUGUCAUGAGGUAGGUAGACCUUUUAUUCGAUACUAAUUCUGUGGAAAUCGGGUCAACCAUCUCUGAGAAAUAUGAGUGAGUCCAAGUAAGUUGUCUUGGAAUAUGUACCUUUUCAUAGCUGGAUUUCACAUUUUUAAACAUAACAGGCGAAGUAAUAAUCCGUUUGUAAAAAAAAAUCAUUAGGGUCUUAUGAGGCAACAAGACCUUUCAUAUGACACUAAUUUUAUAAAAAUCGGGCCAGCCAUCUCUGAGAAACAUGAGUGCGAUUAAAUGGUCUCUAGAACACGUUUCUUUCCAUAACUUUUGAACCACAUGUUCAAUCUUCAUAAAAUUCAAAAGUUAAGGGUUUUUAAGGUAGCUCGUUCAUUUGAAACUAAUUUUGAUCAAAUCAGAUGUGUGGUUUCUGAGAUAUUGAUGUUUCGUGAUUUUUACACUUUGAUACAUAACCUCUAAACUAGAAAUCAGAUUACAAUAAAAUUCAAUAGGGUCUUAUAGGGCAGCUAGACCUUUCAUUUGCAAUUAAUUUCAUUGAUAUCUGUUCGGUCAGACCAUCUCUGAGAAUAGUAAGUGCGAAAAAAGGUGCACAUACACACGUACACACCCACACACGAACAUAUACACCUAUACAUGCUUAUAUGCAGAAAAUGCUCGAUUCGUCUAACUGAGUCGAGUAGUAUAUGACAUUCGGCCAUUUGGAUCACUUUUCUACCUUUUAAUUAGCCAGUGAUCGUUAGGAGGAAGUCAAUAUGUUUACUUUCAUUAUAUGAUUUCACAUUUUCAUGAACAACGGACAAAGUUACAAUCCGAUUGCAAUGAAAUUCAAUAGCAACCUAUGGGGCAACUAGACCUUUCAUUUGACACUGAUUUUGUGAAAAUCGGUUCAGCCAUCUCUGAGAAAAAUGAGUGAGUUUAAACAACCUCAGGAUAACUUUUCUUCACAUAACUUUUGAACCAUAUGUUCAAUUAUUACGAAAUUCAAAAGCUAAGGGUUCUGGAGACAGCCCGAUCAUUUGAAACCAAUUUUCUUAAAAUCGGUUGUGUGGUUUCUGAGAUAUUGAUGCUUCGUGAUUUUUACAUUUUGAUACAUAACCUCUAAACUAAAAAUCCGAUUACAAUGAAAGUCAAUAGCAACCUAUGGCGCAACUAGACCUUUCAUUUGCAAUUAAUUUUAUGAAAAUCGGUCCAGCCAUCUCUGAGAAAAGUGAGUGAGAAAAAAAAGUUGCACAUACAUACACACACACACACAUACACACAUACAUACAUACAUACAGAAAAUGCUCAGUUCGUCGAAAGGGGUCGAGUGGUAUAUGACAUUCGGCCAUUGGGACCACUUUUAUACCUUUGGUUUUUCCAGUGAUUGCUAUUCCUUUCUAGGAGAAAGGCAAAAAUAAAAACUUUUCCUGAAAGAAAAUUUUAAAAAAAUAUUCAAAAGCUAGACAAAUCAUAAAUCCUCACUUUUAGUUACAUUGCCCUCUUCUUUUUAAAAAAAAUUUUGCAUUUUGCGUUUUCAUUUUUCAAAAGAACUGAACUCUGGUACCAGUUAUGUAUUGAUGUGCUAACACCGUAAUGAUCACUCAUUAAAUUUGAAACAAAAAACUUGCAUUUUAAAUUAUUAAAAUGCAUGCAUCAACUUAAUGCCAGAAUAAGAUUAUCUUUCCUGGCCUAAAAUUAGAGAAAUUAAUCACCAUAGCACAUAGCACUAGUAUAACCCAAAAAUCGUUCACAAAUAAUCAAUUCACACCCAGAACGGCAAUCUGUUGAGCAAUGUACACUACAUGUUACAAAACAAUUAUUCUUAGCCUGAAAUAGAGGAAUAUGAUAAGUGAUGACCAAUCAAUCAUUCUAUGCUACUGUGGCACCAGCGUGUUGCAUAGCAUAGCAUAGCAUAUUUGAUCGCCCGUGUGUUGCCCGCGAUUGACCAGAAUCAGCUGAAAUUGUACAAAGAACCGUCAAAAUGGUGCCUAGGAGUAGCAAGCCAUUUUCAGUGUACAAUUCCUGGCGAUCUUUCUUAUCACUGGUCAAUAACGUAGCUGGCCACGCCCAAUGCAGAUCAAUAGAGGAAGGGAUAUCGGGAGUGUUAGUUCAAUACUUGUUGCUACUAGAGACCGAGGAAUCCUCUGCAUCAUCCACAAGUAUCAAAGGAAGGAAUUAGUGUUAGUGGAAAGGAAUUGAUCUGGAUCCAUCGAGGUUGAUGGUGCGAUCUUUUCUACCCCAAUUCGCGCACGACAUGGUUACUUCUCGGUCUCUGGGCAACCGGUCACCAGGAGACGAUAUACAUAGAACCGCGCCACGAUCUAGUUAUCUUCGGCAACCUACCAAUCGUUGUCAGUCUGUAUCACACCAAACUUCGCUUUUAAUGUGAACUUAAUUCAAAUUUACCUAGAAACGAAUGGAUUUCGUAAAACGCAACAACCGCACGCCGAACGCAAACUACUGGUACCAGCUCAAAUAACCGAUAGAGCGCUGUAUUAAGAUAGUCACACUGAGCGCAGUCAAAAUAAUGCGCGCGAAACUGAACUGCCUUCUCCGAAAGCAAACAAGAGCGUGUCGACCACUGGUAUGACGAAAAAGCCAAAACACCCGUUUUAUAAAAAAGAAAAAAAAAAAGGAAAAAAAAGGGAACCGGCGAAACAGGAAUAGAUUUGGCAUCCAUGUAGGGUUUGUCUUUGUCGCGAUUGAAUAAUUACAAUAUUUAUCGAACGAACCUACUCUGAAUCGUAACGUGCUAAAAAAGAACCAACGGGCGUACAGUCUCCGAAAUAAUGAUUUGGUACAUCUCGGAAAUCACAAUAAACCGAUAAUCCUUAAAUGAGCAAAGCUCACCAAGGCCGAAGACACGUUUACACCGGAGCAUUAUGUACGACCGCUUUAUUCCCUCUCACCGACGCAUACGCGAGAGGACACGGUGCUUUGCCCCGAUUACUUUUGUUUUGUAUUCAAGUUAAGAUACCUACUGAGUACAAAAACUGGCAAAGUUUCAUGCACUCAUAGCUCAAAUAUUUAAAAAAAUGCAAUAUGCAUAUCGAACAAGAAUUUUAAGUUGAUUGAUAAAAUGCCAAAGCAAUCGCAAUCAAAAUUUAGUUGCUAUUCCGACCAACAAGAUUUUAAUAAAAAUUGUCUAUGUGUUUCAAUAUUUGGUCAAAAGCUAGAAAAAUCAUAAAACAAGGGUAUAAAACUGGGCCAAAUGUUCGUAACCGUUCGGUCAGGCCGCGAUAAGUUUCUGAAUUAUAUUUCAAUGCUACCAGUUCCGUGUUGUGAGAGCCAGCGUGUACAAAGGUUUAAAGCUCUCACCUAUUGGGGCAAUUCUGAUUCCAGUUACAGUGUGAAAAUUCUAUAAUAGCCACCAACUAAAUGGCGUACAAACUCAUCGCUAGAGGAAUCAUAAGGCAUAACAUACACUCACGAUUAUGAAAGAACAAAAUCAUUUUGUUGAGUCUGAAAAUACCAUAAACUUCAUCUGACUUAAAAAGAAAGCUCCUGGAAAAUGUAUUCACUUAUCUUAGAUAUCGAACAGGAUUAAACAGAUCAAACAUUUCACCAGCGUUUUCUGCCACUCGCACACGGACCGGCAUAAACAAACCAUUUCCUUGUUGAUAAUUGUCGCUCUCUCGUUUCUGCUUCUCAGCAGACCAGACAAAGAAGAAAAGGUUUCACUACUAUUUCACACUGCGAUAGACUCUCAGACACAUUACGCUCUCCGCAUGCACACAACCAUGUCUGAGAAAGAUCAGCAACACAACACUACGACAGCCAUUUUGAGAGCAAUAAAUUGUAAGAACACCGGCAAUAAAGUAUCAAUUUUUUUAUUCGUAAUACACUUUAAACACACUGGACCCUGAACAAAACAUUCUCAACCAUGACUACAACACGAAUUACGCUCUCCACAUAUUUUAAAUCACGACAAAACGCGACAACUCCGGACGCAAUAAACGAAGACAAAAUCCGCUGCAAACGACGGUGGCGUAGUACCAUUCCUUAUGCUAUUUCAGCCAUUUCAUCGAUUAAUCUUCACGGCACUACGAUACACAUCAAGUGAGUAUUUCGCAGCACACACAACACAACACACUUUCCCGAAUAAACUCUUUUCGCGUAACUCUUUUCCUGUAACUUACACGCACUAUCACAUCGAACAAUUUAUUUCCCGAAAAAUCACGCGAGCGAAAAUUUUGACGUCCGAAUCCGGCCAUCACUACUGUGGCACCAGCGUGUUGCUCCUAAAAAAAAAGCUGGUUUGUUUACAUUGAGUGAGAAUGACCUCCCACGAACAUACAGAUUGCAAACAACGGUUUAAAAACCGGUAUGACAAUACCAUUCUUGCACUGGAACAUUACUGCUCUGAGGAUUCGCAGUUCUAAGCUAUUCACCUUUAUUCACUUUCUAAAAACCUAAAGAUAUCCUCUCAUUACCUUUACCAUUAGCAACCGGACAAACCAAAACAUCUAUUUGUACCUUCCGCCAUUCCAAUUGGAAUCAAACGUGUUUCUGACAGCACUCCCUUGCAUCAUUUUUCGCUCUCGCCGCUUACACUCUACUUGAGAGUUAGGUAAUUUCAGUGUUAUUAGAAUAGCUGGUAAUAUUUCAUUUUUAUUUUACAUAUACAGUACCCCUUGAUGUAACAGAUUUUGCUGCAAUGUUAGUUUAUGUUUCACUUCAAGCGUUAUUUUGCCCGUAACGCAUACAAGCCAUUCCAUCUUGAAUCCACCUGAAUUGGUUAGCCAUCUCUUUCUGUACCAUGGUUUCAACUUUUACUUCUUCUUUUUUUAACAAACAAAAAAAACUGAAAUACUGCUGCAAUUAAUCACUUGUGCCCAAAAUUAACACUUCACUCAUGUAGAACACUACAUAUUUCACGAUUUCCUUUACAAAAAUACGAUUUAACACACCGAAAUCAUCACAAAAACACACAAACCAAUUGCCGCGAGAAAAAAAACAGUUGCAACACUAGAGCCUGGUUGCCAGCCUCUCCUCAUGAAUAUGAUUACCAUCAGAAUCUACUCUAUAUGCUUGUGAAUGAAAAACUCGAACACCGUAUUCUCUCCACACGUAUUGGCCGUACCGACAGAGAGAAUUGUCAACAUUACAAUGCACCUAGAGAAACACUACAGCAUAAAUUCACCGAAUGCGAAAGAGUCGUACCAGCUUGGGAGCUUUUACGUUGCAAAACUGAUUCAUUUUUCCGAGGAUGGCGGAGGCUGUCCGCUGCGGAACUAGUUAGACCUCAACUGCUAGGAAUUACAUAUCCACUCAGGAUUCGUAUAUUAAAAUUUGUCAAUAAUUAUAUAUCUUACAUCAACGAACAUAACGAUGAGAUUGAUAUUCAAAAUUUAGAUUUUUUUUUGGAUACCGAAGUUUAAUUAAUGAAUUUUUGUAAAUUAGUAUUAUUAUUUUCUUGACCAAUAAACCGCAUUUUUACAAAAAAAAAAUCUCCCUAAAAGUGUGAAGCAAAAUCUAUUUUUUUCGUUUUAUCGAGAUACACGGUUGAUGUCUUUGGUUAAGUUAUAGGUAAGGCCAAUUCGACCAACUUUGCCGAAGACACGAAAUUCUUAUCUCUUACUCAAAUUGGCUUAGACAAUUUUUAUUAUAAAAAGGCCUGUCAAAACACAUUUUAUUCUAUUUUCUGGACCAUCACUAACAAAGUUGUUAGAAGCAUCAAUAUACACAAUUGUCUGGAAGAUACUUUAUUCGUAUUGUUUAAAAAAACUACUAAAUAUGGCCUAUUUUUUGCCAUAUUCAAAUCUCUGUAUCUUUCUUGGGGGCAGCAUAUGAAAGUAGCAUAAAAGAACUUUCAAACGCUGGUGGUUUCGCUAGUCCACGACUUUCUGCUGAUCAGUUAUAAAAUACUAAUUUUGUAAACUAAGAUAUCACGUAAUAAGUUUGUAUCUAUGGUAACCAUCCCAACAAGCGUGGUUGAAGUAUUUCAGAACACGUAAAUUGCAUAUGCUUGUUUUUGGUUCACCUCGAAGCAACUUGUGCAACUGCGCAUCUGCUGGUAAGUUUGUACACGCGAUAUUAUCUGCCAGCAAGUGUCCACAAUGUAUCAAUGCAUGGGUUGGCCGAAAUCGACCAUUUCAAUGUUUCAAUCGGCCAGCUUGUAGAAGAGGCUCAGGAAGUAACGAAUAUACCUUACGAAUAUGUCAAGUAAUUUUAAAAACUCUAAUUCAACAGAUAUCGAAAAUACAAUACUCAUAAAGCUAUUGGAUAAACUGGCUGCUUGCUUCAUCAUUCGCGGAUGCCCAAAAAUCACGAGAAGGAUGUAAGAGGGUGAUGGAUGAAGAGAACGCUGCGCGGGCGACUAAGAUGUUCAGUGCCACUCAUCAGAACGUGGAAAGACAUCGACAAAAGAAGAUGCAGUGAACCCAAAUCUUCCGGAAGAAAAAGCGCCGCCUGGAGGAGGAGGAGUUUGCAGAGCUUUGCAUUCUCAGGAAACGCGAAAGUUUUAUCAGAAGCUUAACGCAUCCCGCCGAAAUGUGCCGGGAUAAAGAUGGCAGUAAUCUGACGCACGAUCGUUGACUGAAAGGUGGAAGCAGCACUUCGACGAGCACCUGGAUGGCACCCAGGCAGGAGACCAUGGCGGCGGAGAAGAUCGCCGGUGCGACAGCCCCAACGAUAGGCAAAGUUAAAAAAAAAAAAAACAAUAAAUCGGCUGCCAAGGAUGGCCUCGGAGCGGAGCUCAUAAAGAUUGGCCCGGAAAAGCUGGCAAUUUGUUUGCACCGGCUGAUUGCAAGAAUUUGGGAUACAGAACAGCUACCGAAGGAGUUGAAGGAUGGAGUUAUUUGUCCCAUCUACGAGAAAGGCGACAAAUUGGACUGUGGAAACUAUCGUGCGAUCACCGUGCUGAAUGCCGCCUACAAAAUGCUUUCCCAAAUCAUUUUCCGCCGCUUCUCACCCCUAGCUAACAGAUUUGUAGAAUGUUAACAGGCGGCUUCGUGGAAGGACGGUCUACGACCGACCAAAACUUUACCAUACCGCAGAUCCUCCAGAAAUGCCGUGAAUACAGAACCCCCACGCACCACCUAUUCAUCGACUUCAAAGCCGCGUAUGACACUAUCGACCGAGAGAAGCUAUGGAAGGUCAUGGACGAAAACGGUUUUCCGGGGAAGCUGAUUAGACUGAUAAAGGCUACGGUGGAUGGGACGCAGUGCUAUAUGUGGAUUUCGGGUCAAAACGAUUUCGGGUCAAAACUUCAUAUACGCUCCAACAUAGGACCAGAUGUUUUAUACAACCCGAUUUACUUACCACAUAAUCGCCUCGAAAUUUUAAUUGAGAUAUAUUCUCCAAAUUAGAUGUAAUGCAUUGAAUUUUAUCUUGGCUUUAUUUCUCUAUGACAGGGGAUUUUUCCCGGCAGUGUACAUUUUUAUUUCCAUUCGACUGAUUAAUGAAUAUAUUAUUGCCUUUAAAUUGUUUUCGUGCAUGUGAAAACACAUGCCAUCAAAUAUUUAUCGUGAAACCGGCCACGAAUUCCAUCGCAAUUGAUACACGCCGCAGGAAUUCGACAGGAAAUGAAUAUAUAAAUAAAAUUUAAUUCCUCUUAACUAAGGUGAUGAAUAAUUAAAUGCCAUGAUUUAGAGUAUUUUGUUAAAUUAUGCCGCUAUCUAUCAUUAGAUUUUCAAAACAAUGGUGUGGGUUUGUUAUUCUCGUAAACGAAAAUGCUGAUUUCAGAUAUAAUUACAAAAGUUUGCAAUUUUUCCAUUCAAUACGACAUGUUGUUUUAGAAUAAAACCCCGGACGUAUUUAAAAUCUUCGUUACAACCAAUUCUCAUAAUUUGAUCAGGACAUAGCAUAUCAUAACCUAAGUAAACCUAUCAUAGCAUUCGUCUGGCUAUGCUCCGAUCAUCAAGUUUUAUACAAGCCACAAUCAUAACCUACAUGGCGGGGUUGCCAUAACAAAUUCUGUUCAAAAGGAAAUUACAGCUUGAAAAUUUAUCUUAGCUUUAAGAGGGACUAUCAUACAACUCCACGGGUUAUGUAUUUCUGGUUUUAUUUGAUUGUUAUGAAAGUCAAUAUAAAACAAAUUCAUGACCGUUCUUAAAACUGUGUAGCUAAGUUGUAUUAUGGUGGACGAAUGAUGGUUUUUAAAGCCUAUUUGCAGAGCAUAUUUCAUGACUAUCAAAUAAAAUCUACUUACAAUCGAAGGCUUUAAUGCAAGCCAACUUGAAACAAAAACAAAACCAGAAUAAAUUCUUGAAGCAUUCUGAAUGUUACUUGGGUGGGUAGACCAGGUGGAGCGAGAUCUGGCGGAGAGUACACGGUGUCCCAGGGAUUGGAGAGCAGCUAAUAACCGAGUGAAUUGGAGAAACUUUGUUUAUCAGGCUAUGUCAUGACGGAAUGCCAAAUAAAUGAAUAAAUAAAAAAUCAUCGGCAGAAAGUCGUGGACUAGCGAAACCAAUGCAGCUGAACUGUCGAACAGGUCUCCGUCAUGCCUGCUGUCGUGCUCGGACAUCCACUUCUUACGAAAUUACUCAGUAUCCCUGGCAAAAGGUGUCCGCCACGCUGGCGUCGAAAGCUGGUCUCGCAGAAACGGUUAUGUUGAACCUGUUUGAGUUUCGCUUACAAGCGAAAAACUGUAAGUCUUAUUUUUCGAACUCCAGUUGCUUCAAGCUCUGCUGAACGUCAAGAAAGCAUGCCGGCCGAUAUAUCGACCUGGAAUUUCCUUCAAGUUACGCUUGCGGGUCCACAGUUUUAAGUACCAGGAAGAAUUGAUCUUGUCAUCAGAAGUGAAGCCUUCUGGGAAUUAAAUACAGGUAGGAAAUGGGUUUCCUUGGUAAAGUGAAAAGCCAUUUGGAUGGGCUGUCUACGUGCAUUUCCCAGUUCUGCAAUAUUUCCACUUCAAACCAACAGCUAGAGGCUGUACUUGAGAGGUUUCGGGAAAUCGAAACGAUUCCCACUGGUUUUGCACACUCCAUCGAAGAGAAUCGUUGCGCCACAGUCAGCCUCGAACCGUCUGGAAGAUAUAUAGUACGGCUGCCACGAGUUGAAAGUCCUGAAAUCUUUCAGGGGGCUUCUAGGGCUAUUGUAGAAUGCCGUUUUCAUAGUCUGGAGCGUCGAUUGCAACGGGAUCCUGCAGUCAAGGACUCGUAUCACCGCUUUAUGGCUAAGUAUGAACAGCUCGGUCAUGCAGACGGGUUCACUCAAAGAAACGUUACUGGUCGGAUCCGUAGUUCGGCAAGACUUGUCCAUCCUUAGGAGCUUACGGACGAAUUUCAUCGCUCUCUUUGCCGACAUUAAAAAAAUGUACCGGCGAAUUCGGUUCUACAUUGAGGAUCAACAUACGUACCAUACGGCACGGCGAGUGCUUCUUAUCAGGCCACUCUAGCUCUGCAGCAGAUACCAUAGGAUAAUGGACAGUUCCAUCCUGCAACAAGUUAGGGAAGAUUUCUAUGUGGACGAUUUUCUGUCUGGUUCUGUCUGGAAUCUGCUGUAAGACCUCGCAAAGAAGUUUCAUUAAGGCUCAGUACUGCUGGGCUCUCGCUAAAAAGUGGCCAUCGAAUGCCCCCAAGGCUCUUGAGGAUGUCCCGCCAGACGAUCUGGCCAUUCUUCCGUAUCGGAAUCCCCUGGGUCUUUCGACACGAAGGACGUGACGUGAAGACAGAGUGGAAACCUUUUUUUUGCUCGUCACCUGCCAGCGAAGCGUUAAGUGAUUUCGAAACUUUCUUAGCCCUAAUUUAUUUAAGAAGAGAGGGCCAGAGGGCUCCCCCAUAAUAUCUGUCCCAGCACCUAAAUCCGGCCCUGGUUCAGUUGUCAUUGCCCCCUGGUUGUUUCUAAUGACAAACGGCAUCCAAGCACGUAGAUCCGCAACUCCUGCUAGCCACUCUCCGCCAGAAGCUUUGGAUUUUGGGCGGGAGAAAUUCGGUAAAACCUGUCUUCCACCAAUGCCACACUUGUUUUCGCAGCAAGCUCACGAUUGUCCAGCCGAGCCAGCAGAUUUACCCCCGUCGCGAGAGUCACCAACACAACCGUUUUUUGUCUGCGGAACCAGUUACUGCAGUCCGCAACCGAGGCCCUGCGAAGGUGUAGGUGGCCAACUUCGUCUGCUUCUUUACAAAGGCUGUUCACAUCGAGCUUGCGAUUGCCCUGUCUACACCAGCGUUUCUAGCAGCACUUCGUCGUUUACCACAUUCCUCAACAUCAAACAUUGAAAAACAGUUCUUUUCAGGACCACCAGAAAUAUCAUUGAAACGUUUGUUGCGAAAAAUGUAAAUUUUUCUUGAAUCUACCAAAUCUUAGAAUCAGUUAUGAAAAAAAAUGUCAAAGUAGCCAAAGAAGCCAUUUGAUACCAUUUCCAGACAGUUAAAAGAUAGUUUUGAGACAAAUAAUAACAAAACUGUGCAAAUUUAUUACAAUUUUAGCACAAAAUGGUUGACUUUGAGACAAUUUUAACUAGUCUCAGGUCAUUUUAGCUAAAUUUGAGAUAAAUUAGAAACACUUUCGAGUAAUUUCUGAGACAUUUUUCAAACAAGUUUCUGAUAUUUUCAUAUAAUUUAACUACAAUUUUAACCCGUUUAAAAUAAUUUGUACUUUUUUUGAAAUCAAUUUAAAACAGUUUUCUGACAAUUUUGGGAUAGUUUCAUACAAUUUUCGGAAUUAUUCUCAUACAACACAAUUUGAAAAAGAGUCUUUAGACAGUGUCCAGACAUUUUACAGUAAAAUUUCGAUCUAAUUUCGAGUCAAUGUUGAUUUGAACAAGUUUGUGAUAUGUUGUACUUGUUUUAAUCGAUUCCCCUACACUUUGAUUUCAUUCCUCCAAAAUGCAAACAAAACUUCGAUCCAAUUUAAUUUGCGUCCUAAAUAAUCAACAUGUGUGUCACUGUUUAACCGAUUGAUUUGUUGGAGCCAAUUCCAAAUUCAUUUGAAUUCGUGUUUGCUCGCAUGCAAAAAAAAGAGGAUCCCGUAGCUGUAAAUCAACCGCUCGAAAGCACAAAAAUUCCAGUUCAAUGGAAUUCCAUCUAUUUGUUCACGCCUUUCAUCGCACCCGUCCAUCAAAAAUCGGCAUCAUCAAAGCAAUCCGGACGGGAUCGAAUGUGGAUGUGCGCAAAUGAAUAAAAAAGCCAGCUUUUUUCUCUCUCUCUACUCUUACUAGCCUACUACUCUAUCCCAUCUGUUCUAUAUUGCUAUUUAUUCGCGCGUUAAGCAUUUCAUCCAAUCGAACCUAAUUGGGUGGGGGCCCACAAAAGGCUGCAAAUAUUGCAUAAUUUCCGGAUGCAACAAUUGAAUCGGUUUCAAUUGUGGUCGGAUUUAUAUUUUAUUUCUCUCUCUCUCUCUCUCUCUCUCUCUCUCUUCGUGUGUGACUAGUAGGACAGUUUCAGCGCACGUGUGUGCUUUUUUUGUUAUAAAUUUCUCCCAUUGUCGACAAAGAUUGAAUGCGAAAAAAAAGUGUGGAUAAAACUAACUAAAGGAUCACCAAACUUCUAGCAUUAUAAGUAAGGCAAUUCAGUAGUAUGUAGAUGAGCAACAAAAAAAAAACUAAUAAGUGUUGAAUCGACAAAUACCACAAGCCUAAAGAGUUUCCAACUUGUUGACUUCUAAUCGGUGUACCAAGAUUCUCGCCUAUCUUUACUCCCCGUGAACGAAUUUGUCCGUUGUACUCUCUUGUACCCCCUCAAAUAGUAAAAUGUUAGAGAAAAAAAAAAACAAAACAA
Molecule: messenger RNA, 20506 nt
Organism: Wyeomyia smithii (pitcher-plant mosquito)
Lineage: Eukaryota; Metazoa; Arthropoda; Insecta; Diptera; Culicidae
Gene: Oamb
Product: octopamine receptor Oamb
Exons: 7
Coding region: 2251-4083 (610 amino acids)
Biological process (GO): adenylate cyclase-activating adrenergic receptor signaling pathway
Cellular component (GO): plasma membrane
Molecular function (GO): G protein-coupled acetylcholine receptor activity
Source: RefSeq, a predicted model, not a curated record